AAGCCCUCCCACCCCCAUCGCCAAGACUCAUCAAACGUCCCUCCACCUCUCCAAUGCCAAGUCGCUCUGGUUCAACUACACCUAUCAACUUGCGGAAGAAAGCUGUUUUGCCAACUGAUUACCAAGACACAGUUCCCGGGGAGUUUGAAGAAAAAGUCAAGCAACCAAGAUCUCUGUCUCAGAGUAACCCCCAUGAGUCACGAUCUCAGACUCCACUGAGCGAGUACUCCAGGAAAGAGUUCAAUCUCAGACCGUCCCCAAAGCUUACGAGGGCGAGCUCAAAGGUUUUUGAGAAGGUCCGUGGUUUAGAAGAGCGGAGAAGAAGCCUUGAUAUUCCAGAGGGUUCGAUCUCUGCAGGAUCCUGGGCAGGCUUCAAUCGCGCGGGAUCUGUAGAUUCAGAUGAUGGGGGAAGUCGAUUGGGUAUCUCUAGAGAAAGUUCAAGGGAAGAUCUGAGGGAGGCUUUGAAAGAGGAUGCCGCUGAGCGGAGAUCUAUGUUUCGACAGAGAGCUGCUUCCCUCGAGGACAAACCUCGCAUCACCCAAAAAGUUCAAGACAUUGAGAACAAGUUCACUGAGGAGCUCCAGCGCAUUAAGAAACUAGUGGGUAGACCUCAUAUGAAGAAGUCGUUCUCAACUGAACAGCUCACCCUAAAGAGCAAACAGCGCCAGCCGUUCAGGAAAAUCGAACCUAUUCCACCACAAGUCCUUCAGAAGCUCCAAGAAAGGGAGCGUGCCCAGUGGGCAAAGGAACAGAAAGAGAAGGAACACAGUUCUCAACCAAUUCAGCAACAACAAAAGAUAGCAAGAACAGGUUCAACUUCUGUAACCAUCAGUAGAUUUGGAGAAGUUGCAGGCACCCCAGAGUCCAUGCAGUUAUCUGACUUACCAGGACAACGAUCAGUCAGAGAAUUAAGUAGAGUCAGUCCAGUAACGGAAAUAGUUCAGAGAUCAUCGUCACCAUCAUUAUAUCAUCAACAAAGGGUAGAGUCGCCGUUUCGCAAGGUUGAACGAAGGCCACCUAGUCCACUCGUACAAAGAGUGUCUCGAUUGCAAGAAUCCCCGCUCUUCCAAGAAUCUCUCGGGUCUCAAAAAGAUGAGACUUCAGAGAGAAAGACGCCAAUUGAGGUCGCAUUGAGAAGAAUUGAAAACAGACCUGAAAGCCCACUGGUGGAAAAAAGAGUCGACAUUGUGGAAGAGCUCUCUCUUCAACCUCCUUUGAAACCCCCGAGGAUGUCCCCAGUUACUCCAACGGAGAACAGAAUGGAAGUGGAUCCAGCUAAAACUGCCAUAAAGAUGCGAAUCCCCGCCAUUAUUGUUGAAGAUGAAAAGAUGGAUGUGGAUGUUCCUGUGAAGACAAGUGAGCCUCAGCAGAUCACUGCUAGUGGCAAAGAGGGACGACAGACGAAGACCAAAGGGAAGAACCGUCGCACUCGACCCUUGUCUCCAGAGUUAGACUCUUCAGAUGAUUCUUACGUGUCUGCUGAAGAAGACCCAAUGGAGGCCCCCGUAUUUGAGUUUCCCCUGCAGGACACUGUAGCAUCUGCUGGUGCAGAUGUGCUAUUAAGAUGCAUCAUUGCUGGCACCCCAAUUCCUGAAGUUACCUGGACGAAAGAGAAUACGGAAAUCGCCGGCAUUGCAAAUUACAUGGUGAAAGUGGAGGGGGAAAGACAUACUCUGCUCAUCAAAUCAGCUCAAAUGAGUGAUGGUGGGAAGUACUGUGUGACUGCUGUUAAUCAGACAGGCAGAGCGACCAGCAGCGCCGUCCUUCUAAUCAAAGCAGAGUCUGCACAGGAGCCAAGGGGCAACCUGGGCUUGCCUCGGGAUAUCAGCAGCCCUAUCACAUCAGAUGAGGAGUAUCUCAGUCCCCUGGAGGAAGGCAUGGAUUUUGGAGGGCCGGAGCUCAGGAAAACUAUUGACACACGAUUCAGGAAACCCCCUGCAUUCCUGGUAACGAUGUGUGAUCAAGCUGUUAUUGAAGGACAGGGAGUCACCAUGUCUGUCCGAAUGAGUGGACAACCCAAACCCAUGCUCUAUUGGCUGAGGGACAGAGUCACAGUAAAAACAGGCCCACGCCACAUUGUACGAGAGACAGAAGACGGCAAUUUCGAGAUGACCAUCAAGUCGGCUGUGAAAUCGGACUCUGGGAUUUACACCUGUAAGAUCAUUAAUGAGUAUGGGACGAAGCAGUGUGAAGGAAGGCUCGAGGUAAAAGCUCCACCAGUUGAGCCAGGCUUGGCUGUCAUCCGCCCGGUCAGAGACAUCACUGCCAAGGCCGGGGAGACGGUUCUGUUCGAGUGUCAUGUCAUCGGACCCAAGGACACUGACGUGGACUGGCUCUCCGACGGGAAACUGAUCCAGCCCGCAUUGCUCAACUGUAAGAUGCACUUUGAUGGAAGAAAGUGCCGGCUGCUGCUCAACUCCGUACACGAGGACGACAGCGGCACAUACAUGUGCAAACUCAGCACUGCUAAAGAGGAAGUGACUUCAUGUGGCAAACUCAAAGUCAUCCCUUCAAUUGAGCCUCUCUUCACCCGUAAGUUGGACAUUCUGGAAGUGAUCGAGGGGCGUAAUGCUCGAUUUGACUGCAAAGUCAGCGGGACGCCGCCCCCUAAGGUCAUCUGGAGCCACUUUGACCAUCCGCUGACAGAAAGUGAAGACGUUAGAAUUCUUCGGGAAGGCGGUCGCCACUCUCUGUUCAUUUCUCAUGUGACCAAUGAGGAUGAGGGUUUUUACACCGUCAUAGCCCGUAACAACCACGGAGAGGCAGAGAGCUCAGCCGAACUUUACAUACAAGAACCGCGGCCCGCUAUCUCCUCACAGAUGGCUAAACUGGAGAAGAUGCCAUCGAUCCCGGAGGAGCCCGAGGUCCCGGAGAAUGAGGUGGAGCGUUUCACGAUGCCGGACUUCAUCAAACCGCUUUACGACCUGGACGUGAUCGAGGGGAAGGAGGCGGUGCUGAAAUGUAAAGUGGCUGGUUUGCCGUACCCCACCAUCGUCUGGUUUCACAACGGCAAACGGAUUGAGAGCACCGAGGACAGAAAGAUGACACAGUUUCGUGACGUCCACAGCCUGGUCAUCCGCUCCGUGUGCCACGCCCACGGCGGAGUCUACAAGAGUGUCAUCUCUAACAAAGUCGGCAAGGCCACCUGCUACGCUCAUCUCUAUGUCACAGAUAUACUCCCUGACCCUCCGGAUGGCACUCCAGUGAUCGAGUCCAUCACCGGGAAAACCAUCACCUUAAGCUGGAAGAAACCAAGGAGGCUGGACCCUUCCAUCGAUCCCAUCUCCCUGAUGUAUGCCAUCCAACAGCAAGCCCUGGGCUCCAUCCAGUGGACCAUCAUAGCUUCUGGCCUGAAGGAGACCACCUACAUCAUCAGCACCCUCUCCAAAGGGGUGCGCUAUGCCUUCAGGGUCCUGACCAUCACCUCCAAAGCCUUCAGCAAACCUUCCCCCAGCACCGACUCGGUGCAGCUCCUGGACCGAGGCCCAUACCUCCAGGAGGCUCCAGUGAUCAUUGAUAAGCCAGACAUUGUGUAUGUGAUGGAAAAUCAGUCCGUCGCCAUCACUGUGACCCUCAAUCAUGUCAACGCUGCCGUCCUCUGGAAGAGGAGGGGAGCGGUCCUCUCCAGCAAGCCAGGCCUGUACGAGAUGACCAUGCCAGAUGAUGACCAGCAAACGCUGAAGCUGCUUAAAGUGAAGAGUGCUGACAUCGGAGAGAUGAUGUUCGUGGCCUCCAACGACUUCGGCAGUGAGAGCUGCACCUUCAACGUGGAGCUGAACCAUGAGUUUGUGGACGAGCAGUAUUACCAGCAGAGCUACCUGGAGGCGGGGCUUCAGAACUACCCUUCUCGAAGCCCCUCCCUCUCCAGCCAAGAUGGCGUGACGGGCACCUGCUGCAGCCGCCGAAGCAAGAAGCACCACACCCCUUUACAGAACACCAGUGCCCCUGCGCUCAUGCAGCCUCUGACACACAAACACACACACCAACAAGGCCUGCAGGAGCUCAGCACCAUCCACAUCCGGCCCCUCAGCACCAGCCGCUCCAGUCUGAACAUGCGAGUAGACGAGCCAGCCUCCCUGAACUGCCAGAGCAACCAGAUCACCACAGCCAUAAUCAGCAUUCCCACACCGCCAGUGACGACUCCUGAUGGCGAUCUGACCCACCAGAACGUUGUGAAGGUGUCCACACUGUGAAGACUAGAGUGCAGGAGCCUCACAUAGAAAGACAUUAAAAAGACUCAUUGAGACAGACUGAGGGACAGAGGAGGACUGGGAGCGAUGGAGGAAAGGCAUUCAGAGUCCAAGUUUGGCCGUGGUGGAGCCUGCCCUCUGCUGGUCAUGUACUGUAACGACAUGGACUGCCUGAACACACAGAGGACGGCUUUUAGAUACAGUGUAUUCAUGUCAUUGGUUGGCACGCAUGUGUGUGUGCGUGUAUGUGUGGGUGAAAGAGAGGUGAAAAUGUGUAUGGAGACGUUUUGGAUGAGGAGACGUGUGAGAGCGUGUCUCCCAAGUAUCGGAGGUGGGCAAGGCAUGUCACUGUGCACACAGCACCUUUUUAUGAUUUCUGCUUCAGUUUGACUCAUGGUCUAUUUUUAGCAGGAGAUAUAUAUAUAUAUGUAAGAAAAAAUUAUACUUUAUCAAAGCCUUUUUCCACAGAUUUAACCUUGCCCUAUUUUCUUUAUUCAUUUUGGUCCACUCACCUGUUAGAUAGAUAAGGUAAAUAUUCCUUUUCAGGUCCGAAAUUAUUCCACCUGAGUAAAAAUCCUUUAAAAGAAGAAAUAUGGUAGGUGGUGGUCUGUGAGGCGUUACCAAUGAGUUUCAUAUUUGUGAAUGAGUGUAUGUGACUUUUUGCUAGAUAGAGGAAUUGUGAUGUUUUGGAUAGAAGGCACAUGUGCCUGUGUGUGUGUGUGUGUGUGUGUGUGUGUGUGUGUGUGUGUGUGUGUGUGUGUGUGUGUGUGUGUGUGUGUGUGUGAGACUGUGUUUGUCUCAGUUGAUUGAACUUGUGUUUCAAUUCUCCUGGAAAUUAUGGCUCAGUAUAUGGUAUAUUUGAUUAGCUGCCAUUCUGAAGGGUCCAUUGUACACAUUUAUUUCCGAAAUUCUCAGCUACAAGGCUUUUACACAAAAUGUGCCUGUUGGUGGAGUAAAAAGAGAUGUAUUUGUUUUAUAGUUUUGUGAAUUCCCCCCUCCUUCCCCAUUAUUUACGUUCUCCAUUUUGGCUGCUACAGCCCUACAGACCUCAACUAACUAAAUUCUCUAACAAAGAAACCAAAACCAAAAGUACAUUUUGAAUUAAAAUCACUUCUAAUAAAAGCACAAGGCGUUUGCUGAGAAUUUCUGAUAGGAAUGUGUCCUCUGCCCAGGUUCUUUGUGAAUAUUGUUAAUAGAAUAUUUUGUAAUAUUUGAACAUUGUUUGGCAGAACCAGUGAAGCUGUCUUCUUGUUCUCUUUCUCCCUCAGUCUGUCUUUCUCUUUUCCUCACUCUCCUCUCUCACUCUUUCUUGUUGUUGUCCUGUUGUAUCCUUACCUCCUGUGUGAACAACAGUAUGCUUUCAAUAGUCUUUAUAGCUGUCAACGUUCUUUCUUCCCUAAACUCAGCGGGCAUUUUUAAAAGUUGUUGAGUAUGUGUACUCUAUGUGGUUAGGAAACUUGGUGUUUGUACUUUUUGUCCUCCUUGGUGUUUCAAAGGAUUUUAUUUACUUUCUCUUCUGGAUAACUGAAAACAGGAAAGCCUGCUGUAACAGAGACACAGAGGACACAGGAUGAGCCAUCCACAGAUCUCUGCCACCAAAAACAUUUGCUAUUCUGUCUGUUCUCUCGACUCACAGCCCAAACAUUUAACUUUAGAAUUACCCGUCAUCAAAUCCUAUCAAAGUUGAUCUUUGUAAAUAUGGACGGUGAUGUUUUUUUCUGUUAACCUGCUAUCUGGUACCUUCCUGUUGGCUUUUUUUUUUAUCUUGAAUGUCAUUCAGAAGCUACACAGACAGUCAGGUCUGGUUUUAGGUGGAUGAUAUCACUGGUGUGGUUUCUCCAAGGCCGGGUGGAGCAGCUUCAGUCACAGCAGACUAAGCCCCCACUGCUCCGCAUAGAUGAAAUAAAAUGUUAACGAAGAGCACACAGACAGGGCUAGAAAUGCAUAAGAGUGUAUUUUUCAUAACAGCCAAGAGCAUAUUUCAAAAAGCAAUACAGGAAUUGGUCCAAUAUUAUGUCUGCCCACAUGUAGCUGUUGUCAAACAUUUGUUUGUUUUUUCUGUUUAAGUGGACAAAAAACUGUCAAACUAGCAGCAAAAUGUAUAAUGAUCUUUUGAAAAGUGUAUUUAAUCAUCUUAAUAUGGAGCCAUCUCAAAAGCUUAACCAAUGUAAUACAUGCAUUUGUGCUAAGACUUACAAAAAAGACAUUUAGUUAUAUAAAUAUUAGACCUUAUGGGUGAAAUUAUAUAGCAUAAUUGGUAGCCUAUCAGUGCAUAAUUACACAAGACCCUGAAGUCCCUUAGACUCCUGUUGUGCUUUAGUUCCCUCUGAUCCAAAUGUUAGUACCCCCCCCCAAAAAAAAGAAGCCAAACAUAUUCAACCUCUGAUAUUCCUAUGAGAGAACUAGUACUAUUGCUGGUCAUUGUAUUACUGAAACAGUGACACCAGCUGCCUAGAUCCAUUUAUAGAGUGUAGUCAAUCUGUCCACAAAUUUACCUUGGAAAAAAAAGAAGACAAGCACAGACACACAGAGCUUUUUCACUGUAAUUGUAAAAGAGGGGUUCAAGACAUUGACUUCAUAGUCACAGCAUCAAGUCUGACAUUUAGAAAAUAUCAAAAACUACACCAAGGGUAUGACAUAGGGGAUAGCAGAAAUGAAGUUCCCUGUAUUGUUUGUUGCUAGGACAGUGAUAAAAUGUGUUAUUUACUGCUUCCAGGUACAAAACAGGCUAUUUUGUGUCGGCUGCUCUUUCAAAUGACACCGUUUGAAUUAUUAUGUUAGCAUAUUUCCGCUCUAAGUGUCAAGUGAUUGCAUUUUGAUUUACAAACAACAAAAACAGAGGUCUUUGAUUGUGUUUGUCUCUCUUUCGCUGUUACUGUAUGUACUCUUUUUUUUCUGGGCUCAGUCAGUUUUCCUCUUUGCUUUGCCCUCCUAUGCCACAUGUCGUUGUUGAGACUACUGCUGUGCGUAUCUUGUCAGGUGUUGGAUAUUAUUUAUGACCUUGUCUUGUGUCUCGACUGUGAAACGCCUGAUAAAACAUCUAUAUCUGCCACAAAUACAAAAUCUGUGGGCUCUCUUCUUCACCUGCCUCCAAAUCAGUGUGUGUGUGUAAAAAAGGUAGUAGCAGGUUGUGCAUAUUUAGCUGUCUUUGUGUUUUUAUGUCCCAAAA
This is a messenger RNA of Notothenia coriiceps (black rockcod), 7359 nucleotides long. RefSeq names its product striated muscle preferentially expressed protein kinase-like. Gene Ontology annotation, molecular function: protein kinase activity; protein binding. The transcript has 17 exons. NCBI's taxonomy places the organism in Eukaryota, Metazoa, Chordata, Actinopteri, Perciformes, Nototheniidae. Bases 54 to 4193 code for a protein of 1379 amino acids. The record is from RefSeq and is a predicted model, not a curated record.